Molecule: messenger RNA, 1658 nt
Organism: Thalassophryne amazonica
Lineage: Eukaryota; Metazoa; Chordata; Actinopteri; Batrachoidiformes; Batrachoididae
Gene: smug1
Product: single-strand-selective monofunctional uracil-DNA glycosylase 1
Exons: 2
Coding region: 125-982 (285 amino acids)
Biological process (GO): base-excision repair
Molecular function (GO): single-strand selective uracil DNA N-glycosylase activity; oxidized pyrimidine nucleobase lesion DNA N-glycosylase activity
Source: RefSeq, a predicted model, not a curated record
AGUGAAGUACUCGGACGAAAACGCAGAGAACAUGCUGCGUUCCGUUUUGUAGCCAAAACCUCAGAGAAAGCUGACAACAGAAGGGUUUUUUUUUUUAUUUAUUUGAGUUAGCACUCAUUUUAAAAUGUCAGCUGAUAAUGUGUAUGAGAGCGAAACCGCGGUGGCCGCGCGCGGACAAGGAGUCUCUUUGUUUGAGGACCGUGGUGGCGUCACACCGAUGACACCAGUAGGGGGCGACACGCCCGCUUCCUGCAGGUUUCUGCAGGCGGAGCUGGAGCUAAACGCUCACCUCCGCCGGCUCCGCUUUAACGAGCCGGUCCGGUUCGUUUAUAACCCGCUGGAGUACGCCUGGGACACGCACCGCUGCUACGUGGAGAAAUACUGUGGAGGCCGACAGUCAGUACUGUUUUUAGGCAUGAAUCCUGGACCCUUCGGCAUGGCACAGACUGGGGUCCCCUUUGGUGAAGUGAAGGCAGUUGUUGAUUGGCUGAAGAUCACAGGGCAGGUCGGUCAUCCUGAGGAUGAGCAUCCAAAGCGACGGAUCACAGGGCUCGCAUGCACGCAGAGUGAAGUGAGCGGUGCACGUUUCUGGGGCUUCUUUAAGAAGUUGUGUGGUGAACCAGCUGUGUUCUUUCGCCAUUGCUUCGUGCACAACCUCUGUCCACUUAUUUUCAUGAGCGCGAGUGGCAAGAAUCUAACCCCUCCUGAGCUGUGUGCAGGAGACCGGGAGGCCCUGUUGGCUCUGUGUGACACUGCGCUGUGCCAGGCGGUGGAGGCGCUGGGCAUCACUAUGGUGAUUGGUGUUGGGAAGGUGGCAGAGCAGCGAGCACGGCGAGCUCUUUCUGCUGCAGGCACCGGCGUGAGAGUUGAGGGCAUCAUGCACCCGUCGCCCAGGAACCCACUGGCCAAUAAGGGCUGGGAGGAAGUAGCCAAAACCAAGCUGGCAGAACUCGGCAUCCUAUCACUGCUGACCAAUACGUGAGCUCCUCUGCUUCAUUAUUAACUGUGUAGGGUGUGUCCCCAGGAAGUGAGAACUAAGCAACCGCACGUCUGACUUGUGCAGGUUUGUGAGUCUUUGCCAAGCUUGGCUGGCAUGUUCAAGCAAAUGUUAAUCCGCCUGAGGUGUUUUAACAUUGAGAGGAGCUGAAGUGACGUUCCUGGAUGGAACUACGGUAACAAAAAGCCCAGAGUGCGGUUUGAAAAGCAUUCCAGCUGUGCACACUCCGACAUAGACACAGCAGAAUGUCAACUUCAUUCUGCUGUAAUCUGUUUCUGAUGUAAUGGGACUAAAAUAAUGCUUUACACACAUAAACUCAGGGUAUUUAUGAAUAAUUAUGUGAAUUAUUAAAUGUAUCUUAUCACAAACACUACUGUCUUUUGUCAUAUUUGGCUUUUUCUAGUUAUACUUUGGUUUCUAGUCAAAACCUUAUUUUGUCAACUUUCCAUCAAGCUACAAUAACUUGUAUAAGAGAAAUGGAUGUCAUCAAAAAUGCUCUAUUUGUUUGAAAUACUCUGCAUGUUUGUUUGAAUUAUAUUUGUAUGUUUAAAUUGUUCCCAUUUUUAGAAAACCCAUGAUUGUGUAAAACUGUUUUUAAGCUCUGUACAAAUUAUGGAUCUGUCACAAUGGUGAAGUUCUACAUAAAAGACUUGAAAAUCCA